This is a messenger RNA of Racocetra persica, 140 nucleotides long. NCBI's taxonomy places the organism in Eukaryota, Fungi, Glomeromycota, Glomeromycetes, Diversisporales, Gigasporaceae. The record is from the annotation of a GenBank genome assembly.
AUGAAAUAGAACAAGAAAUAGAAGAAUGUGAGGAAGUUAAUGAGGAUAUUAAUGUGAUCAAUGUUCGUGAUAAUUCCACACUACAAAAUGAUACCGGGAAGGAAUGGACCAUCAAAGAUAUUAUUUCUCAAAGCCAAUAG